Messenger RNA from Annulohypoxylon maeteangense, 2623 nucleotides. Its product is annotated as nucleotide-diphospho-sugar transferase. Gene Ontology annotation, molecular function: guanyl-nucleotide exchange factor activity; translation initiation factor activity; translation initiation factor binding. The record is from RefSeq and is a predicted model, not a curated record. Gene Ontology annotation, cellular component: eukaryotic translation initiation factor 2B complex. Lineage: Eukaryota; Fungi; Ascomycota; Sordariomycetes; Xylariales; Hypoxylaceae. The transcript has 3 exons. The coding region runs from base 78 to 2270 and encodes 730 amino acids.
AAAAUUCAUCUCAUUUUCAAUUACACAUUUGCAUUCGUAUACGGCAUACAACAAACGACAGCCUUCAUUUAGUCGCAAUGUCGCAGAAUAAAGGUGCGAAAGGAGGCGCCUCUGCAAAAGGAAAGAAAUCUGGAAAGCCUGGAACGGAAGAUAAGAGAGAAGAUGUUCUUCAAGCAGUGCUCAUAGCAGAUUCCUUCCAGACUAGAUUUCACCCUUUCUCGAUAGAGAAACCAAGAUGCCUUCUUCCCCUUGCGAACACACCUCUCAUCGAAUACUCACUCGAAUUCCUUGCCAUGAACGGUGUACAAGAAGUCUUCAUAUACUGUGGCAACCAUCACGAACAGAUAGAGAGAUACAUCAACUCCUCAAGAUGGUGUCCUGGCUUAAGAUCGUGCCCGUUUACAACCCUCGAAUUCAUACGCGUCGCCGAUGCUAGAUCUAUAGGCGAUUUCCUUCGAGAUUUGGACAAGCGCAAUAUUAUUGGAGGAGAUUUUGUAUUGGUACAUGGAGAUUUGGUCGCUAAUAUUCCCCUCGACGGAAUUCUGGCAGCGCACAGAGCCCGUCGAGAAGCGAACCGAGACUCGUGUAUGACCGUGGUGCUCCGAGAAGCUGGUGAAGGUGAACACAAUACUAAGACAAAAGGAAUAACACCGGCCUUCAUUAUCGACCCGAAAGCUAAGAGAUGCCUACACUACGAGGAGAUACACCCAUUGCAAGCCGAUCAUUACGUUACACUUGACCCGACCGUACUCGAGAACCGCGAAGCCGAAGCCCGGACCGAUUUAAUCGAUGCUGAGAUUGACAUAUGUACGCCCGAUGUUCUCGCCCUAUGGUCCGAGAGUUUCGACUACGAGCUCCCACGCGCAAAUUUCUUGCAUGGAGUAUUAAAAGACUGGGAGCUGAAUGGGAAGAUGAUUCACACCGAAAUCGUCAACGAAGGUUACAGCGCACGCGUCAGAAAUCUCCAGAUGUAUGAUGCUAUUAGUCGGGAUGUACUAAACGGCUGGACAUAUCCCUUCGUACCUGAAUGCAAUCUCUUAACAGGACAGACUUAUCAGCUACGGGGAAUUAAUGUGUAUAGGGAGGACGAUGUCGAGGUUGAAGGGGACAGCGAAGUCGUCCAUGCGAUCCUCGGGAAAGACACCCACGUCGGAGCUGGCAGCACAAUAAGAAACAGCGUCAUUGGCCGAAAUUGCAAAAUUGGUAGCAAUGUACGCAUUGUUGACAGCUUUAUAUGGGAUGACGCUAUAAUUAAUGAUGGUGCUGUGGUGGAGCAUGCUAUUAUUGCGGAGAGGGCGGCGGUAGGCAAAGAGGCCUAUGUUCACGAAGGUGCUCUUGUAUCGUUUGGAGUCCAUUUGGGCAACCUAACGGAUGUUGAGCCUGGUACGAUGCUAUCCCUUUUCACGGGAUCCGGAAAACCUGCAUCAGCACAGUCUAAGUUCGUUGGCUCUGAAGGCAAGGGCGCACUAUUCCAGAGCCCCGAAGAUGACGAAGAGGAUCCCGACGGCCCAUCGCACCUACAAAAGUCACUUAUAUACUCCCUCGAGGAACUUGAUUUCUCCGACUCAUCCGUCUCAACGCUUGGAGAUGACGAUGACUUGUCUGAUGAUGAUUCAGGACGGGCAUCAGCAACCCCUAGCCAACUUAACUCGAGAUCGCGACUCUCUUCAUUUGCCUCAGAUGAUUCCGGUGGCCCCAACUUCUAUUCUUUCCAUUCAGAUGCAGUUCAUGGGUUGUUAGAUGUUCUCCGUGGCACUUCGGGCAACUUCGAAUCCGAGAAACUUGAGUUUAUGUCAUUACGACUGGCCAACAAUGCAUCUGAUGCUGCGAUGAGAAAGGCUGUUGCGACAGCCUUCGUUAGGCGCGCUGUCGAACUAACGAAUGCAGAGAACGGUGCACUGGAGCCCUCAAAGGCCGCUAAGCAGGUGCUCACGUCACGAGAAGGCGCAAUAGAGUUCAUAUCGGAAGUUGGUGUCGGCGACCAGUCCGUGACGGAACAACUAGAAUUCGCGUUGGCAGUACAUAAAGCAUGCGCUAGCAGCGCGAAGAUAAUUGAAGCCACUAAGGCUGGAAAUCUCCUAGCUGCUAUGCUGCAGCAGAUGUACGAUCUCGAGAUCCUGGACGAAGACGGAAUCUUGGGCUGGUGGGAAGACGACAGGGGUAAGGAAGAGGGCCUGAUAGCGGGCGUACGGGAAAAGUGCAAAAUGCUUGUCGAAUGGCUGGAGAAUGCCGAUGAAGAGAGUGAAGAGGAAGGCGAUGACGACGAGUGAUUCGGCGUAUAGGGAUACACAAAACAAAAUCUGACUGGCGUUCUCCGAGAUUUCGGUUCAGCGUUCUCGCCUGGGAAGUAGGCUCUGGUUUGGGACUAAAAUGACGACGGGCUUGAUAGGGACGAUGGUCUCUAAAGAAUAGGAUAGGCCUAUAGCAAACCCUUUAUGAUGGGGUAGAUGUUCAACCUGAUUUCUAGCUUGAACUAGAGGAAGAUGAAAUACCAAGAUAGUCUGAAGGCCCGUCUAUUCCGCUUGUGUCUAUACAAAUAGGAUGAUAUGGGGUGGAUAUAGAAUCGCUGCCUACCUAUACAUGGGAAAAGAGGUAUUAUAUACAUAAUUAACAUCAACGCCCA